CAGUGAAGUUUUGGCGCAGCUCGCGCUUUCGCGGGGUUCGUAUAUAUACCGGCGAGCUCGAGACGAGCAGAAGGAGAAAGAUGAGCUGUGAAGAGCUAUGCGGGAAAUAACGAGUAUCUAUCCGGUAGUUUGCUCGUUUGCUCGUUUUGGUUUUCCUUAGUUGUCUUUUGUUGAUUUCAACUAGUUUCAGCUCAGUGUUAGGACGCUGUUUGGCCCCAGUCUGAGUCGGAAGAGUUCGGCAGGAACUUUGCUAGCUACCUUCCCACCUAACUCUGGUCAGCGCUCACGCGCGCGGCUUGUUCCGGUCUAACCAUGCCGCCGGUAGAGAAUGACAACGCUCAGAUUAAAGCUCGACUACAGGAGUUCAUCGACAGCAAUCUUGUUGUGAUUUUCAGCAAAUCCUACUGUCCCUACUGUAAAAAGGUGAAGGAGCUCUUUAAAGAGUUGAAUGUGGCAUGUGAAGCUAUGGAACUGGAUCUGAUUGAGAAUGGUUCCAGCUACCAGGAUGUGCUGAUGGAGAUGACUGGGCAGAAAACUGUCCCCAAUGUCUUUGUCAACAAGACACAUGUCGGAGGCUGUGACAAGACCAUACAGGCACAUAAAGAUGGCUACCUACAGCAGCUGCUGGGAGCGGAGAGCACAGCGUACGACUAUGACCUCAUUGUGAUAGGAGGUGGCUCUGGAGGCCUGGCCUGCUCAAAGGAAGCAGCUGCCUUGGGGAAGAAGGUCAUGGUUCUGGAUUAUGUUGUCCCCACACCUUUGGGCACAUCUUGGGGUCUGGGUGGCACGUGUGUGAACGUGGGCUGUAUUCCCAAGAAGUUGAUGCAUCAGACCGCGAUGCUGCACACUGCUCUGGAGGAUGCCCGCAAAUUUGGUUGGGAGUUCAGUGAAGCAGUAAAUCAUAACUGGGAAACGAUGAAGAGUGCCGUGAAUAACUACAUCGGCUCUUUGAAUUGGGGCUACAGAGUCGCCUUACGUGACAAAAAUGUCACCUAUAUGAAUUCUUAUGCAGAGUUUGUGGAGCCGCACAAAAUCAAGGCCACCACCAAGCGAGGCAAAGAGAUGUUCCACACUGCAGCCAAGUUUGUGCUGGCAACAGGAGAGCGGCCUCGCUACCUGGGCAUCCCUGGAGACAAAGAAUACUGCAUCACCAGUGAUGAUCUCUUCUACCUGUCCUACUGUCCUGGUAAGACGCUAGUGAUCGGAGCGUCGUAUGUGGCUCUGGAGUGCGGAGGAUUCCUGGCCGGACUGGGGCUUGAUGUCACCAUAAUGGUACGCUCCAUUCUGCUGAGAGGCUUUGACCAGGACAUGGCCAACCGUGCAGGGGACCACAUGGAGACAUAUGGGAUCAAAUUCAUCCGGAAGUUUGUUCCUAUUAAGAUAGAGCAACUUGAGGCUGGCACUCCAGGCAGAUUGAAAGUGACUGCCAAGUCUACAGAGACUGAUGAGAUCAUUGAAGGAGAGUACAACACUGUGCUGAUAGCUGUGGGUCGUGAUGCUUGUACAGGAAAUAUAGGUCUAGACAAAGCUGGAGUGUUUGUCAACCCAAAGAAUGGGAAGAUCCCAGUAAAUGAUGAAGAGCAGACCAACAUUCCACACAUCUACGCAAUUGGGGAUAUCCUGGAAGGCAAGUGGGAGCUGACUCCUGUGGCUAUUCAGGCUGGGAGACUGUUGGCGCGAAGGCUGUUUGCAGGUUCCUCUGAGAAGUGUGACUAUGUGAAUGUUCCUACCACUGUGUUCACCCCUCUGGAGUAUGGCAGUUGUGGUCUUUCUGAGGAAAAGGCCAUAGAGCUUUACGGAGAGGAAAACCUGGAGAUUUUCCACAGUCUGUUUUGGCCUCUGGAGUACACCAUACCAAACAGGGACAACAACAGAUGCUAUGCCAAGAUCAUUUGCAACAAGUUGGACAAUGAACGUGUGAUUGGUUUUCACUACCUGGGCCCUAACGCUGGAGAGGUGACUCAAGGCUUUGGUGUUGCCAUGAAGUGUGGAGCUACUAAGCAGCAGUUAGACAGCACCAUUGGGAUACAUCCUACCUGUGCUGAGAUCUUCACCACAAUGGAAGUGACUAAGAGGUCAGGUGGUGACAUCAAACAAACUGGUUGCUGAGGUUAAACCCUGCUCGUUUAAUAGGCUGUCCUAAAAGCAUAUGAACUGGUUCACACUAGUUUAUACUGGCCUCAUCCAUCCUUUAAAAAGUUUCUCAGCUUUUUUCCUUCUGCAUUCAGAAUAACUUUUCCACUAGAUUCCUAGCUUUUGAGCUUUUAAGAUUUACUCAAGGUUAAACUAAGUCUCCAUAGACGGUCAUCCACAGAGCAAUAAAAGAAGGAAUUGGAUAAAAGCGCAAGCUAGCUUAGAGAGCACUUAAGAGUUUAAAUGUAGUAAAGAAACAUAGGUUAGCUGUGUGUGUGUGGGAUGGGGUUUAUGGGGGGUCUCGGUUUGUAGACAUUCUUUAAAUUCAGCUGCUGGAUGCUACUCAGAGCUUUUAGGGGUUCUCCUUAGGAGUGAGUGUCUUUAGUAGUUGCAUUUAAGGAAAUCCUCAGACCAUGGUCCUUCAGGACUGAACUUAACCUGCUGCAGAGGAAAGAAGCUGAAGAAAUUAAAUUCCUGUAGGACAGCCUGUUAAACAGCGGGGUUACUCUGCUGCUCCAAAUCCUCCAAGACUAAGUCAGAGAUGCACUGGAGGAAGAUGCGUGCUAUUGCGCUCACACUCCUAAGUGCUGUGUGACGUUUUGGCCCUUAACCUGAAUUCUGAGGUGGGCUAAGACUGAUAAUGAUCUGUGCUUAGACCUAAGAGGUAAACACACUUUCUUGUACAAACACUCUAGUCAACCUCAGCUCCAGGCUUAUAAGUAGGACCUGGGGCUAUCGAUUUCUGAAAUACUGCAGUGCUGCACAAUCAUGACUGUUAGAACUGGGUCUCUGGAAAGGUGGCUAAUACAUGUAAAAGCCACCUAAAAUUACUCUUAAUGAUUUCAUCCACCAUCCCCUAGGACGUUACCAAACAUAUUUAGGAUUAAUGGAUAUUAAACAUUACAACAUUUUUUGGGGAACUCAGGCCAGAUUAUUUUGUUUACCUUAAAGUUAGUGGUGUUUGGUCUAUAUUUUGUUUGCCUUCUAUUGUUUUGUCAUUUAUUCUUGUUUCCUUACCAACAUUCCGUCCAUCGAUUUAAAAAAAAAAAAUCAUUUGUUUGUUGGUUCUUUUUCCUUUUGGCAGUCAAAUGUCUAUUUGUAAGCUUUUUACUAAACCGCCAUUUGAGAAACUAAAUUGUGCUCUUAGUAAAUAUAAAAAAAACCCUAUAAUAUAAUUUGGCAAAAUAUCUAUAUGUCCAUUAAACAUAAUUAAAUAUAAAUAUCUGUGUACAUUAAAUAGUCAUCACUGGUUUUGAUUUAAAUGCAUGCAAAUUUCAGAACUAUUUAAAAGUUGUUCAUAUCCUAAACAAAUGCCUUGCUUUUCUUUUUUUUUUUUUCCAGUUUGGUUUCACUGUUUUUUGAAAUAUAUCGACCCCCUGGUUGUGUGGACUUUAUUAUAUGUAAAGCCCUGCUGAUGUGUUACUUAGCAACAAUGCUUGCUAAAUGUACAAAGCAGUGUUUCCAUGGUAUCAUUGUUUUCUGAGUAAUUGAAAGAACUUUUAAUAAAGCUAUGUACACUGAACCUUA
Hemibagrus wyckioides is the source of this 3660-nucleotide messenger RNA. It is a transcript of the gene txnrd3, whose product is annotated as thioredoxin reductase 3. The transcript has 16 exons. Lineage: Eukaryota; Metazoa; Chordata; Actinopteri; Siluriformes; Bagridae. The coding region runs from base 313 to 2109 and encodes 598 amino acids. The record is from RefSeq and is a predicted model, not a curated record. Gene Ontology annotation, cellular component: mitochondrion; cytosol. Gene Ontology annotation, biological process: cell redox homeostasis; cellular response to oxidative stress; glutathione metabolic process. Gene Ontology annotation, molecular function: thioredoxin-disulfide reductase (NADPH) activity; flavin adenine dinucleotide binding; glutathione-disulfide reductase (NADPH) activity.